GCGGGUGAGCAUUCUACAAGAACCGACCCGUCUCGACCCGACCCGAAAACCGAACAUACAUACGAUAAAGAACCGUAUAGUGGACCUACGAAGGAAGUCGGGUAUCGGUUCCUGGUGACAUCGGGUAACGGUUCUUCGUAAAUACCCGAUAGCUAAUCCAGAUUUCAUUGUUCCAGAAUCCAGAUCAAUCACAGUUCAAUUUCGUUCCAUAAUCCAGUUAUGGCUAUCUUCUUCUAUAUUUCAAGGUGGUAUCAGAGCUUUGGUUCUCAAAUGGCUCGACCUUGAGGUGAAUGCUUGUUUGCUCGUAGAGUCGCCGACAGAGGCAACGACAUGAGUAUUUUCUAUUCACGUGCUCGUGGUGAAGAUCGACACCCUACUCGCAGAGUCGCCGACCGAGGCAGCGAUGGAGUCUAUCUCGACCCACGGGAUCUUAAGAUCAAACGGCUCCGUCAACGAGUCCGAGAUUUUGAAGAAAUCAGACGGCUGCAUCAACGAGUCCGAGAUCUUGAAGAGAUCAGACGACUCCAGCAACAAGUCCGAGAUCUUGAGUUACAACAGGAGAUGUGCAAGGCGGAAACCGAGUUGAGUACCGUUGUCUGGGACAAAGGUGACGACGGAGAGGAGCAUCCGUUCAAACAUCGCCCACCCCAAUUCCUUGAACCGGUCUAUGAAGAUGAAUUUGGUCAAGAAUGUUUCUUGGCAGAUGAACCCAAAUUUGAUGAAGACUGAUUGAACCCGAUGAAGAAGAGUGUUUAUUUAUACAAACGACACUUAGCGGAAUUACUAUUCAAGAGGAUGGGCCCAUGAGAUCAGGUAUGUUCGAUUUUUUUCAUAAAAUAGAGGUUGUCAGUAGUGAAACUCCGGUGAUUCAUGAUGGUCCAUUGAUGGGCAAAGAGAUGGCUAAUGGUUGUUUGGGAACUCCACGUUCUAUUCCGAGUUGUGCGGUGAUUUUCAAUACCAAACCAAAUAAUCGGGGAUUUCAAAUUAAAAUAGAAGAUAUUGAUUUGUGUAAAAAAAAAUAUUGAUCUAUCUUCAGUUAUUGAUAAUGCGGCACGUCAUCAUACUUUGGAAGCCAAUUUGGAAAAUGUGUCAACAUCAAAUCAAAUGGAUAAUAAAUGUGGGCCACAUGAACAUGGAAAGGAAAAUAGAGAACCAUUCAAGCUGAUGUUGGGAAUGGGUCUACAAAGUGAUGUAGAUGAAAAUAAAUUGGUAGAUUAUGGGCCUUCUAUUUGCAACAGUAAUAGGCAAAACAUGGCUGACUUUUACGCAAUGAAAGAAAUUUUUAGACAUACAGAUCGUCGGAACCAAUUAAAAAAGGCCUCCUCUAUCCAAUUUGGAUCCGUUGCACUACAUCUUCAUUUUGGUUCUAUUCGAACAAUACAGCGGAUUGGUUUCAAUUUCAAUAUUAAUCGUAAUGAUAAUUUAUGUUUGGAUGAGCAAAGUUGCAAGCUUAGUUUUUCUGUGGGAACUAAAAUAUGGAACAAGGCUUUGUUUCGCCAGCUGGAUAAUAGUCAAGAUGUAGAGGAUGGAGAAACUCAGUUAUUAUAUGGUCCUCUUCAUGUUGAUCAAAUUGGUGAAAAGGUAAAAUAUACAGUGAACAAGAAAUGGUUCGAUGUUCCAUUCGACCAAGGUAGUACAAGUCAAGAGCCAUGCAAGACGUCUCAUCAAGUUGAACAAUCUGGGUGGGUUGUGAUGAUAGUGCAAAAGUUUUGGGUUGAUGUUCCUUUUGAUCCAGGUGGCUUUGAUUCGAAGACAAAACUCGAGGACGAGUUUUUUUCGAAGACGGGGAGUAUGAUGCACGGUUACCCAUGAGAUUAAAUUGGGGAUUAUUUUUCUUAUCUAUUAUUUGAAUUUCUUAUUUUGUUUUUUAUUUAGUUUCCUAUUUAGCGUAUGAUUCCUAUUCUAUAUAAAGGGAUCUAGGGUUUAUACUUUUAUUAGUUUUUGAUUGAUUUUUAAUAGAAAAGAACGUUGUUCUUGAA
Helianthus annuus (common sunflower) is the source of this 1979-nucleotide messenger RNA. RefSeq lists its product as uncharacterized. Lineage: Eukaryota; Viridiplantae; Streptophyta; Magnoliopsida; Asterales; Asteraceae. Bases 1105 to 1812 code for a protein of 235 amino acids. The record is from RefSeq and is a predicted model, not a curated record. The transcript is spliced from 2 exons.